UCUGAACGCCGUUCCAAUGACGUAAGGUGUCUCGGAAUAAACAAUCAUGGCGGACUCUGAAGAAGCUGUAUCUCCUGUGUAUUUAGUAAUUAGCAACAUUCCAGCCGCUUUUCGUUCAGCGGACCUCAGAAACUAUUUCAGUCAGUUCAUAGAAAGCGGCGGUUUUAAGUGUUUCCACUAUCGACACCGGCCGGAGGUUGUCAGGGAGUCCGAGGGCCAAAACUCGGUGUGUGAUGACAGCGAGGAGAGCAGCUCCAGACCCCCGGAGAGCGACCGAGUAACGGCAGACAGUAGCUCCAGACCCCCGGAGAGCGACCGAGUAACGGCAGACAGCAGCUCCAGACCCCCGGAGAGCGACCGAGUAACGGCAGACAGCAGCUCCGUGAAGAAGCAGCAGCAGGCGGUGAAAACGGGCUGUUGUGUGAUCUCAGUUCAGGCUAAAGACGCCGACAGAUUCAUCAGGAUGUAUUCGGGGAACCACUGGAUUGACUCGAAGGGCAGCUGGCUGUCCAGACGCUGUCUUAUCAAAAGAGUAAAAGUUUCACAUGAAAAUGAUGAGGAGCCAUUCCCCUAUAAGACAAAGUAUGAGCAGCGGCACCGCUCGUCCUUAACGGAGCGUUUCACAGAGACGGACCUCAAAAGCUUAUCUGAGCUGAAUCCACCUUCUCUGAUGCCGAAUGGAAACGUGGGAACACCAGUGAAAGUGUUCCUCCAGCUCAUCCAGUCCUGUCGCCUGCCUCCUCGCCUCAUCCGGAAGUUGGGCCUCACAUUCCCCAAGACCAGUUCCAACCGUCGUUACGGCAACGUGCAUUUCCAGUAUAAGGAUUCUUACAUGUUUCCAGCCACAGAGGAGACUGUGCUAACAGCUGCCGGGCAUGAAAUAUCAGGGCCGGGCGCUUUAGCCGCACCAUCCUCGGGACGGAGGUUGCUGGUUGAUCACACAGAAACAACAGAGACUGAUGAGCCAUGGAAAGAAGAAGAAGAGGAGGAUGCACAGUCAAAUGCAGAUGAUGAUGAUGAUCGCUGUGAGGAGUGGGAGCGCCAUGAAGCUUUGCAUGAUGAUGUAACGAGCCAGGAGCGAAGUAAAGAGAGGCUGUAUGAAGAAGAGAUUGAGCUGAAGUGGGAAAAGGGCGGCUCAGGUCUGGUCUUCUACACGGACGCCCAGUACUGGCAGGAAGAGGAAGGAGAUUUUGAUGAACAAACGGCAGAUGAUUGGGAUGUUGACAUGAGCGUUUACUAUGAUAAAGAUGGAGGUGACAUGGAUUCCCGUGACUAUGUGCGAAUGCGGUAUGAAAAGAGGCUGAGGGAGGGUCUUGAAGAUGGAUCAGGACACAAUCAGACUAUCGGCAGCUUUGAGAGGUUCACCAAGGGUUUUGGCCGUCGAGUGAUGGAGAAGCAGGGCUGGAAGGACGGUGAAGGCUUGGGGAACAGUCAGAUUGGGAUUCCUGAAGCCCUGGAGAAUGAGGGCCAACAUCCAAACUGCAAACGGGGGUUUGGGUAUCAUGGAGAGAAAUUGCUCUUACAUCCUGGAAAAAAGGCCAGGCCAGAUUUCCAUAUAACUACAGUGUAUGAUAAACCCAAAGACAUAGAUGAAGGUGACACCUUACUCAGACGUCAACCAAACACCAGCAUGAAGUACAGAGGCUGGCAGCCAGGUGGCACCAUUGGACCACGAAGAUGACUAAUUCAAUUAUUAUUUUGUAUAUAUAUAUAUACUUUUUAAAUGACUCAUUUUCUGACUUUGCUAUUAAAACAUUUU
Thunnus maccoyii (southern bluefin tuna) is the source of this 1759-nucleotide messenger RNA. It is a transcript of the gene gpatch3, whose product is annotated as G patch domain containing 3. Lineage: Eukaryota; Metazoa; Chordata; Actinopteri; Scombriformes; Scombridae. Gene Ontology annotation, molecular function: nucleic acid binding. The record is from RefSeq and is a predicted model, not a curated record. Gene Ontology annotation, biological process: negative regulation of type I interferon production; negative regulation of RIG-I signaling pathway; positive regulation of DNA-templated transcription. The coding region runs from base 47 to 1681 and encodes 544 amino acids. The transcript has 7 exons.